CAGCGACAGUAGUAUGAACGGAUACGAUUUGAAACCGUGCUCACCUGUAACGGUACAACCACCCAAAACCUCGAAAAAAUAACAGUGUGCUUGUUGUAAGAAGAGAAGUGAAGAAAGAACGCGGGAAAACUUCAUAGCAGAGUACAAUGCCGGAGCUACCGGAGGUCGAGGCAGCGAGGAGAGCGGUGGAAGAGAACUGUGUCGGGAAGAAAAUAACCAAGUGCAUCGUUGCUGAUGAUUCCAAAGUCAUCGAAGGUAUCUCUCGCUCCGAGUUUGAAGCUUCAGUUGUUGGCAAGACAAUCGUUGCAGCUCGCCGGAAGGGCAAAAACAUGUGGCUUCAACUUGAUUCUCCUCCUUUUCCUUCCUUCCAAUUCGGCAUGGCUGGUGCUAUAUACAUCAAGGGCGUUGCAGUAACAAAGUAUAAAAGGUCUGCUGUAAAUGACAAGGAUGAAUGGCCUUCCAAACAUUCUAAAUUCUUUAUUCAGCUAAAUGAUGGUUUGGAGAUGUCUUUCACCGACAAAAGGCGAUUUGCUAGAGUUCGCCUGCUCAAAGAUCCGACAUCAGUGCCUCCCAUAUCUGAGCUUGGUCCUGAUGCACUCUUUGAACCCAUGACACUUGACGACUUUACUGAACGUUUGCACAAGAAAAAAACUGAAAUCAAGGCUUUAUUACUAGAUCAAAGCUAUAUUUCAGGUAUUGGAAAUUGGGUUGCAGAUGAAGUGCUGUAUCAAGCAAGGAUUCAUCCACGGCAGACAGCUUCUACUCUGUCGGGAGAAGGCUGCUCAACUUUGCAUAAGUGCAUUAAAGAGGUUAUUGAAUAUGCGGUUGAAGUUGAUGCUGACUGUACCCGUUUUCCCCUUGAAUGGUUAUUUCAUUCUCGAUGGGGAAAAAAGCCUGGAAAAAUAAGUGUUGAAGUUGGAGCAGAUAGUAGUCAAUAUCCCACUAAUUGGAUAUUUCAUUCUCGCGAAAAGAAGCCUGGCAAAGCUUUUAUUGAUGGGAAAAAUAUUGACUUCAUCACAGCAGGUGGCAGGACAACUGCUUAUGUGCCGGAGUUGCAAAAGCUAAGUGGAUCACAAGAGUUAAAAGAAAACAGUAAGCCUAGAGGGAAAUCCUCCAAGAAAACAAGUGUAGACAAUGGUAACAAUGAUGACGUUGAGAAUCCUACAAAGAUGGAAGAAGAGAAUUCAGGAAGUCUCAAACCAAAGAACGGGGCAAAGGCUGGAGCUAAAGGUAGGAAAACUUCCAAAAGAAAAAAGACCGAGGAAAGAGACGAUGACAAUGAUGGUGAUGCUGGUACUGAUAAUGAGGAUGACAGUGGUCAAGUUGAAAAGAAGAAACCAGGCCAGACGAUUAACAAGAAACAAGCUACGGGAGAGAAGCAAUCGAAGAAAAGUGUUCAAGGCAGUCAAAAUAGCAGGAGUACUAGGAGUAAAGGUAAGUAGCAACUAUUGAACUUGAACAGUUUUGCCAUGGCUGUAUUCACACUCAGCUCUAGAACAAGACAAGGAUUUUAUCAUGUUCCUGUUGGUGGGCGUUGCUUCAACAAGUUAUGAUUACUGUAUGAUAAUUUAAUUUCCACAUGUUAACCAGACAAAUGUUGAAUGCCUUCAGUUUUUGCAACUAAUUAUAAUAUUAACGCCUUGUGAACAGUGUAUUUUUUAGGCCUAAAAUUUGUUUUUGGUCUAUGCCAUAUUUUCAUUGA
This is a messenger RNA of Cicer arietinum (chickpea), 1702 nucleotides long. Lineage: Eukaryota; Viridiplantae; Streptophyta; Magnoliopsida; Fabales; Fabaceae. The record is from RefSeq and is a predicted model, not a curated record.